Messenger RNA from Ceratina calcarata, 2001 nucleotides. RefSeq names its product proline-rich protein 4-like. The transcript has 3 exons. NCBI's taxonomy places the organism in Eukaryota, Metazoa, Arthropoda, Insecta, Hymenoptera, Apidae. Bases 635 to 1864 code for a protein of 409 amino acids. The record is from RefSeq and is a predicted model, not a curated record.
ACUGAUGCACGGCGAGCAUAAAAGGGCUGUUAUAAAAAAAAACGAUCACGGUCUUGUAAUCAGCACAAUCCACCGUGAUAUCUUGGCAAAACGUUUUCGGAUUAUCCGCUUCCCAAAUCUUUUUGGAUUUAACAAAAAGAUGUAAAUUUCGAAGUAUAAUCUUGUUCACAUUAUAUCUUCCGCAUCUAAAUAGGACCAAUCGAGAAUUUGCAGCUUCUUAGGAUAUUAUCCGACGAUCGUUCGCUCUCGAUUCGCGCGUGACUCGAAUCGAGACGAGCCGCGACCCGCAUUCGCGACGAAACCCAAGGUCGCCUCCGGUGGGAAAAGCUCCCUCGCGAAAGGCGUGAAAGACAGAACCGACGGGUUCUUCACGAUGCCCGGUGUCCCUCCCUUUAUAGAAAAUCCGAUCCAGUUCGAUUCGACUUUUUACUGAUAUUCACGUCAAUUUAUCCGGUACAUUGUCUGGAUGCGAGUUUCACUCUCGAGACUCGAAAGCGAACGCGUACCCCCCGUCCGUGAAUUCUGAGAACGAGAAAUCCAAGUAUAUAAAAGCUAGGAAAUCCAAGCGACUGAUUUACUUGUAUCUAGUUUGGAUUGGGAGAUCGUGCAAUUCUGAUUCUGAUACGAUCUCGAGAUGAAUCAAGCGAGGAGCGUGGUGAUUCUGUUGAUACUCUUCGUCGCUGUAACGUCCAGUUAUACCGUCAGGAAGAAGAAUCCGAUUUCCAAAUAUGGUUACCGGACCGUUUACGUAAGGCCGCAGAGAUACGUUAGGUAUCACAGGAAUAAUCGGGCUAUGGAACAAGCAGUGUUCAGCGCAUUGCAGAACAGGACCAGGGGAUCCAGAGCAGCUCUCGUUAGGAAGCAAUAUGACCCCCAAAACGAGUCCGUGGAAGAUCAGCAACAGGAGGCUGGGCAUUUAGAUGAAAUAAUUCUAAAAGACAAUCAGCUGAAGGACGAGGCGUUGGGAGGAAUUUACGAACAGGACGUACCACCAGGAGUACCUCACAGCGGUCAGAUUUUAGGGCAGCAAGUCCUCGAAGACGUGCAUAAAACAGUGACGGUGAUAAAAAAGGUAGCCGUGCCCUACCCUGUAGAGAAAACCGUGCGCUACCCUGUCGUGAAGAAUAUUCCCUAUCCCGUCAAAGUGCCCGUACCACAACCGUACGCGAUCGAGAAGAAGGUACCGUAUCCCGUAAAAGUUUUCGUCAAAGUACCGCUCAAAGUACCAAAACCGGUGCCUGUGAUAAAAGAGGUACCGUAUCCGGUUCACGUGCUCGUCGAUCGCCCCGUGCCGGUAAAGGUCUACGUGCCAGAUCCUUUCCCAGUCGAGAAGAAGGUUCAUUAUGAGGUCAAGGUUCCGGUCCCCGCGCCGUAUCCCGUCCAACGUAAGAUACCGGUGCCGGUAAAAGUAGCAGUGCACGUACCUCAACCUUAUCCGGUUGAGAAGAUAGUUCACUAUCCAAUAAAAAUUGAGGAGGAGCAGCCGGUUCCGGUACCGGUACCCAAACCUUAUCCCGUGCACGUGUCUAAGCCGGUACCCUAUCCCGUAGAGAAACCCGUGCCCGUACCGGUCAAAGUCGAGGUACCACGGCCUGUACCUUAUCCUGUCGAGAAACCAAUCCCUGUCAAAGUUAAGAUCCCGGUACCGGAGCCUUAUUAUGUCGAGAAGAAUGUACCUUAUCCGGUCGAAAAGCCCGUGCCAGUGCCUGUGAAGGUACCGGUAGAACAAUCGGUGCCUGUACAAGUGACGAAAACUGUAGGGAUACCGAUUGACAAGCCUGUACCUUAUCCGGUCAAGGUGUCCGUUCCCGUGCCGGUGCACGAGGGUUCAUCUGGGGCUGGACACCAUCAGUGGAGUCGGUGAAUAGGAUAGAUUGGAUUGAAUGAGAUUCAUGUUCUUUAAUCUUCACGAUUUGAAUGAGGUUUAUACGAAUUUGUCGUGUGUCGAGUGUUUGGUAAUUAGUUUUUAAGUUAUUUGUAUUUGAGGUAAUUUAUAAUAAA